AUAUUAAAUGUGGUUUAAUCUUUUUUGGAUGGAAAAGGCGAAGCUUUUAAUAGUUUGGUGGGAGUUGUGGGGUGAGAAUGGCUUCAAGUGCAUCUGAGGAAGCAGGUAGUGCAAGGUCUUUGGAGGGACUGUCAAAUGGGCAUCAGAGAUGCCAAUCUAGUGAAGCGUUGGCUGAAUGGAGGUCUUCGGAGCAGGUGGAAAAUGGGAUUCCAUCAACUUCGCCUCCUUACUGGGAUAGUGAUGACAAUGAAGAUGCGGGACCUAAACCUUCCGAGCUUUAUGGGAAAUAUACCUGGAAGAUUGAUAAGUUUUCACAAAUAAACAAGAGAGAACUUCGGAGUAAUGCAUUUGAGGUUGGAGGCUACAAAUGGUAUAUUUUGAUUUACCCUCAAGGAUGUGAUGUCUGCAAUCAUCUCUCUUUGUUUCUGUGUGUGGCUAAUCAUGACAAGCUCCUUCCAGGUUGGAGUCAUUUUGCCCAAUUCACUAUUGCUGUGGUGAACAAAGAUCCUAAGAAGUCCAAGUAUUCGGAUACACUACAUCGAUUCUGGAAGAAAGAGCAUGAUUGGGGUUGGAAAAAGUUUAUGGAGCUUUCAAAAGUUUUAGAAGGGUUUAUUGAUGCUGAUACCCUCAUAAUUAAAGCUCAAGUUCAAGUUAUCAGGGAGAGAGCUGAUCGGCCCUUCCGUUGUCUUGACUGUCAAUAUAGGAGGGAGCUUGUUAGAGUAUAUUUAACCAAUGUUGAACAGAUCUGCCGCCGUUUCGUGGAAGAGCAUCGAGGAAAACUUGGAAAGUUGAUAGAGGAUAAAGCUAGAUGGUCGAGUUUCUGUGCUUUUUGGCUGGGAAUGGACCCAAAUUCUAGGCGCCGAAUGACCCGGGAGAAAUCACAUUCGAUUUUGAAAGUGGUGGUCAAACACUUCUUCAUUGAAAAAGAGGUUACAUCUACUGUAGUGAUGGACUCUUUGUACAGUGGGCUUAAGGCUAUUGAAGGCCAGACUAAAGGAAAGAAAGGGAAGGGGAAAUAUUUGGAUGCAGAAGAACAGCUGGUUCCUAUUGUUCGUUUGGACAACGACAUGUUUGUCUUGGUGGAUGACGUCUUGCUAUUGCUUGAGAGGGCUGCCUUGGAACCGCUGCCUCCAAAGGAUGAGAAAGGUCCCCAAAACCGUACAAAGGAUGGUGCUUCUGGAGAGGACUUUAACAAAGAUUCCAUUGAGCGUGACGAGAGGCGCCUAACUGAACUAGGUCGUCGAACCAUUGAAAUAUUUGUCCUUACACAUAUUUUCAGUAAAAUAGAGGUUUCGUAUCAGGAAGCUGUUUCUUUAAAGAGGCAAGAGGAGCUCAUCCGUGAAGAGGAGGCUGCUUGGCUGGCUGAAACUGAGCAGAAAGCUAAAAAAACAUCUGACAAGGAAAAGAAGUCGAAGAAAAAGCAGGGUAAACAGAAAAAGAAUAAUCGCAAAACGAAGGAUAAGGGAAGGGAUGAAAAAACUUGUAUAAUUGAGCAAGAGAAGAGUGAACAAGAUGGGUGUAUUCUAGAUGGAAAUGAUUACGAGAUUGAGAAGUCAGAGACAGCGCUGGAGAAACCAGAUAUGCUGGAAAAUGGUUCGGAUGUUUCUGAUUCAGUCGAUUGUGUCCCAGAAGUAAACCACCUUGAUUUUGAAGACAUAGGUGCAUGUCCUGUCAACUGGGAUACUGACACCUCUGAAAUGCAUCCUUCCACAGAAAUUAACUGCUGUGGGUUAAAUGGCCUUUCAGCUGCACAGAAUGGUAUUUCAGGAAGAAGUCUUUCUGUUAUCGAUGAUAGUUCGUCAACGUGUUCUACAGACUCAGUUCCUUCAGUGGCUAUGAAUGCGCCUUACAGAGGGACUUCUUCGAACCAUAAAAACCAGAAAUCACCUAGCAGAGUGGUUAACCACAGAAGCAAGUCAACCAGUAGUACGACUGACUGGGCUAGUGAAAUACAUAGGCAGCCAUUAGAUGCUCUUCCAGAUAUAGGGAAGCUAACUAAUACAACUGUAAGUCGUAGGGCAACUAGAUCCGAGUCCCAGGCUAUAGCGCAUUCGCACGAGUGGGAAGUGCUGAAGAAGGAAGUAGUAGUUUCACAGCAGAGAAAGCUGAGUGAGCCUGAUUCAGAGAGACCUCCCUUGGAGAAGCCACAUGUCAUAUCUCAUCCUAGUAGCCCUUUAAAAGGUGCUGCGUCUGCCAUUCAGUUGAAAUCAGAGCUGAAGGUCUUGGCCACAAGUGAUCCAAACUCUUUUAAAAAAUUGUCCUUGAACAGUUCUAAGCUGACUCAUAAAUCAACUACUUCGACUAAUUUAGCCGAAACUGCUGUGUCCUUUAAGGCUGAUCCUAAUAAAGGUAUAGAACGACAAGUGGCGGAGAAGCCCUCAGUGCAUUCAGUAUCCAUUACACCUCAGAACUUCCAAUCUCAUCAAGUGACUGCCUCUGCGACAACGGAGAAGCCCAAACCUCAAGUUCCUGCCCUGUCCAGACCCUUGAAUGGUCCUGUAGUACCUGGGCCUAGGCCUGCUGCCUCUGUUGUUUCUAUGGUUCCAACGUCACCAAUACUGGCCCGUUCAGUGAGUGCAGCAGGUCAAUUGGGCUCUGACCCUUCACCAGCAACCCACAGUUAUGUUCCUCAGUCCUAUCGAAAUGCAAUUGUGGGUAAUCCUGUUUCUGGAAAUGCGACUGGUUUUAGUCAACCCUAUUCUCCAAGUUCAAUGGUUAACUGUUUGCAGCCAUACCCUCAAUCACCUUCGCGGAUUUCUGGGCCGUUAUUCUUACCACAGGGAUCAGAAAGAACAGAACCUAGUUGUAUCAGACCAAGUUAUCCAUAUGGAAUAAGUCAUGAUACCCUGCAGAAUGGAGUUCAAUGGCAGAGUUCCCAGAGGGAUAGCAGGAGUAUAUCUCGGGAUCAUCCUUCUAUACUAAACGAGUUUCAAAACUUUGAUGUGUUCCAGCCUGUAAGUAGAACCCAUGAUCCCAUCCCAUCCGAGUUUCCAGCCUGCACGUCUGGACGCCAGUCCCAGAGUGCACUGGCUGAUGAAUUUCCACAUCUUGAUAUCAUUAAUGACUUGCUGGAUGAUGAGCAAGGAAUUGGAAGGACUUCGAUGCCCGCCACAGGCUUUCAAAGUUAUAGCAAUGGGUCACACAAUCUAAAUCGGCAUUUCUCUUUCCCUGGUGAUAUAAUGUCCACUGACUUAGGUCCUUCAACAAGUUCCAAUAGGUUUGAGCGAACACGGAGUUAUCAUGAUGACAUCCAGCAUAAUUUUUAUGAAGGCCCUUCAGACAGUGCAAGGGAUAUGAUUCGUCAGCCUAAUCUGCAAUUUAUAAGUGGGCAGAUUGAUGGGUUAGUACCAAACCAGUGGCAAAUGAUGGGUUCUGAUCCAUCUUCUCUUGGAAUGGGGACUGCAGAAAACGAUCCCAGUUACCGGUAUAACGUCCCUGACUACUCAAACAUGUCUUCUGGUGGUGUAAAUGGCUAUAGAGUAUAUAGGCCUCCAAAUGGUCUUUGACAACAAGCUAUAGUUGGCUGUAUUAAGUUGUAAUAAUGUACUAGAGGAAAGCAUUUGGUAUUGGGAUAGUGGAGUGUGAGGUUGUAAGUUGUAACCCUCUGGCAAGUGAAAUAUUUUGUAAAGAGUGAUUCUGCCCUUGUUGGUUUUUCUAUAUUGAUUAGCUUUC
Solanum verrucosum is the source of this 3672-nucleotide messenger RNA. Its product is annotated as TNF receptor-associated factor homolog 1b-like. The transcript is spliced from 12 exons. NCBI's taxonomy places the organism in Eukaryota, Viridiplantae, Streptophyta, Magnoliopsida, Solanales, Solanaceae. The record is from RefSeq and is a predicted model, not a curated record. The coding region runs from base 78 to 3506 and encodes 1142 amino acids. Gene Ontology annotation, molecular function: protein binding.